AUGGCGCUGAAUAUCAGUCAGAUCAUCGCUGACGUACGGUCGACUGUGGUCCGAUUGCAUGAAAACGACAAACUCACCGAUACGCUGUUGGCCAGUCUACAGAGCGUGAACGAACGCAUCAACUGUAUGAGGGAGUCAUUUCAGUAUCGUGACGAUGUUUUUGAAUUCAACGAAGCAGUUCCGAACAGCGCCCGUUCUGUCAUUGUACAGAGUCUGCAGCAGGAGAAUCGUCAGAUGAGGCUGUUAGAAGAAGAGAACAAACAGCUGAAAAUAGUGCUGAAAGAGCACCAGACUGCCUUGGAUUUGAUCAUGUCUCGCUAUCGACAGCAGGUAUUGGAACUGAUCAGGCUAAACAAGCUUCAUGAAGUGGCCAAAGAAUACAAAACGAUGUUGUACGACGGAAACUCUAGACUUGUCCAUUUCGCCAGGAUCGUAAACGAAAUCAUCACUCACGGAGAGGAGCAAUCGGAACUGGACAUUGAGGAGAUCACGCGUCUACAAGUCGAGAAUAAGACUCUUCGCCAGUUGUUGCUAGGAGCGAGAAACAGCGAACGUGGCUGCAUUGAUUCCGGGACGUGCAUCUGCAAAAAGACCCUGAGCAACAUCCAUAACGGGUCUUCGUCGCCGGCCGCCUUGUCGAAACGUGACGACAAAGCGGAGGUGGAACCGGCAGAGUUGUCAAAAAUGCGAACGGAAACAUUUGAACCGAAUCAUUGUCCGUCGGAUCCGCUGCCUACGGGGUCGCCGCAGUCGGAAGCGUGCAACCGGAAUCUUAUGAAACUUAAAGUUGCUAACGGCGGUGCAAAAGGCUCAUCCGGUACUUCAACAUCUGCCGACCCCAGUGCCAGUAAUUUAAACGCAGUAUCGCCAAAGAUGGUAGCGACCACUAAAGUUCCUGUUGUCAAGAAGCCUCAUUUGUCCACUGGACCAAAAGCUCCCUCAUGCGUGAUUUCGAGGAGGCGAAGCGCCGGUACAUACGUCGCCAAAGACGUCAGACCUUCUGUCACCAACGGCAUUCUUCUGGCGAAGAAGAAAGUGACAUCAGACGAUUCAUCGGCGGCGGCGAAGGCGAAAACGGCGCCGAAGACGAGGUUCAGCUUUGGCGGACGCAUUUCGUUGGCAACGACGCCGAAGACGCAUAAUGUUGUGAAAGCGGAAAAAUAA
Soboliphyme baturini is the source of this 1164-nucleotide messenger RNA. The record is from the annotation of a GenBank genome assembly. Lineage: Eukaryota; Metazoa; Nematoda; Enoplea; Dioctophymatida; Soboliphymatidae.